AACUGUGGUAGUCAGGCAGCAAAAACAGUUUGUUUCUUUUUUGAUUCCCUAGCGAGGGAAUAAAACAGGACCAUCGCUAGCAACAGAGCGAGUGUUUUACUAGAAGAUAAAAAGUAACUGAAGUGCAUUUAAAGAUCGAGGCUGGUUAAUAAUAGGAGUGUGGGUUAUUCAUUGAGUAACAAGUGCGGUACAGUUAUAGUACGUAUGUUACAGUUUCCAGUAUUACUACUGUUUAUGCGCACUAAAGUUUGGCUUGGUAUGGCUUCUCCAACUUUGCGAGAGUGAGAUCUUGAUGAAGCGGUCCAGCUGAACUCUGGGUUUCUGAUUUCCCAUUCGAGCAGAAUGCAACAGAUACCGUUAAACGGAAGUAUCAAGGGAUCCGGUAGUGGUCACAGUCGGAAACGUUCAGCUUUCUUAAAAGUUAAUUGUUAACUAAUUACCUAACGUAUUGAAACUUUAAACUCGGGUUCUGAUAUACACUGAAAGUACCGACAUCCUCAGACAUUUAGAACAAACUAACAUCAUUAGAACCUGAGAACACGGAAAUGGCUGCUGGAACAUCUGCGUCACUCUGCUGUUUGAUCUUUGUCGGCAUCUUCGUAUUUGUCUCUGCAGUCCAGCAAAACAUCACAGUUGAACUGGGAAAGAACGUCAAUCUGACAUGUCGAGCUCCAAACAACAACAUCAGGGUUGUCAAGUGGAGCAGAGCUGACCUGGGAGAUAAAAAUGUCUUUCUAUAUCGGGAUGGUCGAUCUGUUCCAAAUGAACAGCAUCCAUCUUUUAAGAAUCGGGUGGAUCUGCAGGACAGACAGAUGAAGGAUGGAAACGUGUCUUUAAUUCUGAACAAUGUGACGAUUAAUGACCCUGGAACAUAUGACUGUCAAGUCUUCUUGGAAGAAAAGCGUUCAUGGGAGCUCAUCAGCAUCAUCAGCCUCAGUGUUGUUCCUCCAGGUCAGACAGGAGGACGAGAGAAGGAUGAAGACAAGAAAGAUGGAGGAAAGGAAGACAAAGAGAAGGAGGAGGAUGGAUCUGUUGGACUGAAAGUUGGUCUGAGUGUUUCUGCUGUGCUUCUUGUUGUUGCUGUAGUUGGAUUUUUGAUCUACAGAAAACGUGAAAAAAACAAAGAAUCAAGAGCCGUACCAGAUUUCUGCUGAAUUGCAGGCUGUUUGAAACGUGAGUUCUUUACAGCUGAGCUCCUAGAGUCUGAGUCUCCUGAUGAGCCAGACUUUAUUUAGUGUUAUUAAACAUUCAGAGGACAGCAGUCAGCUCUCGGUGAUUUGAAGUUACUGUUUUUGUUUGUUUGUUUGCUUUGUGUGCAUCAGUUUGUUUUAGCUUCCAGGGUAGUCGGCCAUCUCAGUGGAAGAGUCUAUGUUCUUAAACAGUAUUAUUUACACUUUUGCCUUGUUUAUAUGUGGAACAUUCAGGACUUCAUAAUCCAAACAAACACAAGUUACAAAUCUGAGAAUAAGAUCAGUGAUAUUCAACAAAAAAAACAUUUAGUUUCAUUUCACUAACAUCUUCUCUGUCACUGACGUCGACAGAAAUAAGUUUGUUCACAGUGAUGAAUUCAGUGUUGUCUCUGUCACAAUAUCAGAAUCAGUGAGUUUGUUUCAUCUUCAGGUUCAGCUGUUUGUAAGGUCAGACUCACUGAUCCUCAUGUUUAGAUGUUACACAAUAAUUACAGACACUGACUGACAACACAAACACAACACAAAGUGCUCAGGGUCCAUUUAUCUGCUAGAACUGAGUGACUGAAUAAUCUGAUAUUAUUAUGAAACCAAAGAAAAAUGUGUUACAUGGAGGUGCAGAGUCACUUGUUUCCUCCUCUGAUCUAUGAAGCCUUAACUUGUUCCUCCAUGAAGGAGACUCUUCAGUUUAAACACCUGAAGAUUAUUUAUUAUUUAAUUUUUAUAUCAGUUUGUUUAUCAAUAGUUUCACACGUGUUACUCUUCAGUGUUUGUUUUUGUUUCCUGUGGCUGUUAAAGUUUCCUGGCCUCCUGUUUAAAUAUGUGCAGAUUUAAUCACCUUGAAUGUAACAAUGUGAACAUUUAUACAUUUAACCUGACAUUAUUACAACCUGUGAUCUGUAAGCUCAGUAGCUCCUCUCAGAGGUAGGAGAUAAAUGACAGAGUUGAAUAACUGGCAGUUUAUGGGAUAUGAGUAAGAGGUGUGUUAUUGAGCUGUACACAGUUUUGCGUAUUAACAUCGUUGAGCUUGUUAUAUGAAACAAGCAUGUUAAAUUACUGCCUUGUUAAUGAGAAGAGCUACAAGUUGAUUUCUUCUUUUGAAUUUUGAAGUGACAUUCAUAUAGCUUCUGUGCUACUAAAGCUGUUUUUGUGUAACGUUUCUGCCUCACUGGAGCAUAUUCUGUUCAUAUCCACAUAAUAAACCUUAUCUCUAAAAGAUAAA
This is a messenger RNA of Oreochromis niloticus (Nile tilapia), 2409 nucleotides long. RefSeq names its product selection and upkeep of intraepithelial T-cells protein 7. Gene Ontology annotation, cellular component: external side of plasma membrane. Bases 546 to 1154 code for a protein of 202 amino acids. Lineage: Eukaryota; Metazoa; Chordata; Actinopteri; Cichliformes; Cichlidae. The transcript has 3 exons. The record is from RefSeq and is a predicted model, not a curated record. Gene Ontology annotation, biological process: immune response; positive regulation of T cell proliferation; cell surface receptor signaling pathway.